Anopheles cruzii is the source of this 318-nucleotide messenger RNA. RefSeq lists its product as uncharacterized. The record is from RefSeq and is a predicted model, not a curated record. Bases 1 to 318 code for a protein of 105 amino acids. NCBI's taxonomy places the organism in Eukaryota, Metazoa, Arthropoda, Insecta, Diptera, Culicidae. The transcript has 2 exons.
AUGUUUAAGUUACUGUGUCUACUUGCCGUCGUCGCAUUCGUGGCUGGAAUGCCCAACGGUCACCAAACGGCUUCCUUUGGAACUUUGAAACCGAUGGAACCGGACCCCAUAAAGCUGAUCGCAAAGCGCGAAGCUCCUCAGCCAAUUGCAGGAAACACCAAUGAGAACGAGGACAUCAGUGCUGUGGAGGGUCAAGACGAUAUGGACAAGUCGGAGACAUUCGGUUAUGGAUAUCGUCGUUACUAUUACCGUUACCCGAGAUACCAUUAUUACCCUAGCUACCGUUAUUAUCCGUAUUACAGCAGCUAUUAUUGGUAG